This is a messenger RNA of Saxophila tyrrhenica, 384 nucleotides long. RefSeq names its product 54S ribosomal protein L38, mitochondrial (gene mrpl38). The transcript is spliced from 2 exons. Gene Ontology annotation, biological process: translation. Gene Ontology annotation, molecular function: structural constituent of ribosome; large ribosomal subunit rRNA binding. NCBI's taxonomy places the organism in Eukaryota, Fungi, Ascomycota, Dothideomycetes, Mycosphaerellales, Extremaceae. Gene Ontology annotation, cellular component: mitochondrial large ribosomal subunit; ribosome. The record is from RefSeq and is a predicted model, not a curated record. Bases 1 to 384 code for a protein of 127 amino acids.
AUGGUCAACGUAAUCGACAACUCCGGCGCCGCCGUCGCCGAAUGCGUCAAAGUCCUCAAAAUGAAGCGCCACGCCCGCAUCGGCGACCGCAUAAUAGUAGUAGUCCAAAAACAACGCAACUUCGGCCCCGAAUCCGGAGGCGCCGUCUCCGUGUCCGCCGCCAACAAGGUCCGACGCGGCGACAUCCGGCACGCCGUCGUCGUGCGCACGGCGAAGAAGUAUCAGCGCAAAGACGGGAGUGUGGUGAAGUUCGACGAUAAUGCGUGCGUGCUUAUCAAUAAGGGGGGCGAGCCGAUUGGGAGUCGGAUGGGGAGUGUGGUGGGCAGGGAGUUGAGGGAUAAGCGGUGGAGUAAGAUAUUGAGUUUGGCGCCGAUGCAUUUGUAG